Molecule: messenger RNA, 3388 nt
Organism: Syngnathoides biaculeatus (alligator pipefish)
Lineage: Eukaryota; Metazoa; Chordata; Actinopteri; Syngnathiformes; Syngnathidae
Product: rap guanine nucleotide exchange factor 5-like
Exons: 18
Coding region: 156-2021 (621 amino acids)
Biological process (GO): Ras protein signal transduction; positive regulation of GTPase activity
Cellular component (GO): plasma membrane
Molecular function (GO): guanyl-nucleotide exchange factor activity
Source: RefSeq, a predicted model, not a curated record
GAAAGGCAAGGGAAGGACGAGAAGGGAGCGUGUCAUUGACUUUGUGCGCACGCACCUGGACUCCCUGGGAUUUUGUCGCACCCGCAGCGGACUCCAUUUUCGAGUCAGCUCCCGGACUCCACUCGCAACUCUUUGUCCCGGUCGGCGAGGCAGCGAUGUCGUGGGACUGCGGUCUGAGGUACGUGUUCUCCGUGUCCCCCUCGCUCCAGCCGAGCGGCGCGUGCGGUCUGCACGACAAGGAGGAGCUGUCCAGAUUGGAAAUGGUCCAGAGACUGGCCAAGGAUGGCUGCCGUUUCUUGCAGAAUCACAGCAAGGGCCCGGAGAAGACAAAUGAGCCUGUCCAGACUGAGGAGGCAGUGCGCGUGCAGGAGCGAGGCCGCUGCGUUCUGAUCCUCCGGAGGAUGUCGUCACAGCCGGCGAGGGGAGGAGGGAAGCGGGAGGAGGAGGAGGAGGAGGCGAGGAACAGGAGGUACACGGUGGUGUCGGGGACCCCGGAGAAAAUCCUGGACCACAUGCUGAAUGACUUGAGGCUGGACGAGGACCAGGUGGCCACACAGGGCAAAGAGACCAACACACUUUUGGAUGACUUUUUGCUGACCUAUCCCGUGUUUAUGUCAACCAGCGACUUAUGCCAAGCUCUUCUGGGACAUUAUUGCUGCAAGCGCUGCAGAGUGAAAGAGGGCGCGAAGGAGGCUCUGGAGAGGAAACAGAAAGUGGCGCACCUGGUGUCGCAGUGGAUGCUUCUCUGCAGGGACUUCCUGCGAGAGGACGAGCAUGUCAAAGUUUUCAUGAAGACAUUGUACCGUUACAUGCUGGAUGACCUUUACGAGCACCCCGCCUUGGAGAGGGACGUGAGGGAGCUGCAGAAGCUUUACCAGCUGCAUCGCAGACACGUGGUGGAAGAGUACUCCCCUCAAAGAAAAAGCAAAGCACUUUUCCACCAAUUGAGCCUGAAAGAGAACGGGGUCCUGUCGAGGGCCACGCACAGACAGACCAAGGAAGUCCCGUGUCGCGUGUACAUCACGAUGGACUCCUACCUGAGCAUGAGAGCCCAUCCCGGCGUUGUGGCUCAGGAGUUGCUCCAAGCAGUGGCCGAGAGGAUGGACGUCUCCCAGGGGGAACUGGUGCUGGUGGCCGUCACUUAUCCUGGAGGCAGACUCCUCCUGCAGCCUCACGACAACGUUUUCUCCCCUUCGCUGCGGCAGGUGGGAAGACUGCACGUUUGCAGAAAGGACCUGGCUGAAGUCGCGAACCCAUUGGCAGAAAACUCAAAACUACAACAGAGGACCGCGCGCAUGCUUAGUUUGAACACAUGGAGCAUGGCUGUCGCUCUCAGCAACAUUGACUGGUCCAUAUUUGACUCCAUUCACGAGCAAGAGCUGAUCUACUUCACCUUCAGGCGUCAUACGAGCGGCGGCCACACGGCGACGCUAGAGAUGCUCCUUCAGCGCUGCAAUGAGAUCCAACUGUGGGUGAUGACCGAAGUGCUGUUGUGCACGGCGCUCAGCCAAAGAGUGCAGCUCAUCAAGAAGUUCAUCAAGAUAGCUGCCCACUGCAAAGCACAGAGGAACCUGCACUGUUUCUUUGCCAUUAUAAUGGGCCUGAACACUGCUGCUGUCGGUCGCUUGAGUCAGACGUGGGAGAAAAUUCCUGGGAAAUUUAAAAAGCUGUUUUCCGAGCUAGAGAGCAUCACGGAUCCCUCGCUGAACCACAAGGCCUACCGGGACACCUUCAGAAAGAUGAAGGCACCAAAGAUCCCCUUUCUUCCUCUGCUACUUAAAGAUAUCACAUUCAUUCAUGAAGGCAACAAGACAUUUCACGAAAAUCUGGUCAAUUUCGAAAAGUUGCACAUGAUAGCCGACACCGUCCGCCUCAUCAGACAGUGUCAGAGGGACCAUUUGGGGAACGGCAUCAGCCCAAAGAGCAGCGCGGAAGUGCACGCUUACGUGGACGACCUUCACAUCAUCGACAAUCAGCAGACCCUGUUUGAACUGUCGCACAGGCUGGAGCCUCGGACUUGAGAGGAAAGACGUCACUUACCGUGUAGCCUUCUUCUUAAUACUCAGGACCAAGUCAGCAAGCCGAGGUCACGCAGCCGGACGACCGCCGGAGAGAGUUGGUCAAUCAGGAAAUACAGAUCUGACAGAGGAGGAAAACGGAAGGAUUGCUUUUGUUAUUACAUGUAUUUUUGCAAUUUCAUUUUCACAUCAGCCUUGUUGCCCGGACGGCACAUUUAGACUCCGGUGGGGAACUGUUGCUGUUGCACGCAAUGUCCAGCAGGUGGGAGCAUUUGGCAAAUGGGUCUCAUGUUGUCCCAGUUAGACUCAUCUGGUGAGGUCGAUUCCAAUGUUUCCCAACUCUGGCACUAUACAUCACUGAUAUAUUAACUGUAGUAAAUAGAUCUUUUUUUUUUAAACCGAUCAAUUCAUAUUGGAUAAUUUCACGGUGAUCUCUCUUGCCACACGUCUCAGCACGGUGGUUAAACCGACAAGAUGUCGAUAGUUAUCAAUUUAGAGUUGCUUCCCUUCAAACAAAUUUUUAAUUGGCUUCUUAAAUAUUAACGUAUCGGAUAGUAGACGCCGCAGUUACUCUAUUAUUAAAAUGGUAGGGUGAAAACCACAAACCAAAAAGUAUUUUCACGAACUUCACUUCUGUUCCGUGUUGCUUAAAAAAGUACAAAUCAUGCCUAAAAGUAAUUAGCAUUUAUUCUCUUCAAUUUGUGGUUGUAGAAGUUUAACAAUUCACAGGAUUCUUGCAGAAAAGGUGGGUGAAAAGUCAAGGACAUGAGCGCCAUAAAAAAAAAAAAUCAUAUUCAAAUAAAUGCUGCCGACAAUCAAUAUAAGGAGCUGACACUUCAUUCUAAUCUAACGUAUGUAUUGUACACAAAGCUUUUUUUUCAGAGUGGAAUUCAAACAACACUGUGUUAUAUUUGAUUUUAGAUCUAUUUCAACCAUCUAAUUUUGUUUACAUGGAUAGUGUUAGUGUUGUAGGGAGUUGGGACUUUCCCCGUAGGGAAAAUGGGACGUCAAAUACUGCGGCACUUUCGGGAAGUUCUGCGGACAUUCAGUGAGAAGUCGUAGUGGACAAAACAUUUUCUAGCUCCGAACUUGCUGCUGCCCUAAAUGUAUCUUGAGUUGUGACUCAGUAGAAUGUAUAUCAUUACGUUCAACCCAUUUGUACACAGUAUUGUAAAUAAUGACUCUUCAAACUGUUUUGGUGUGUAUUUGCACUGUAUUUAUAAAAUAUUGUGUGUGCCUAUCCUAUUUAUUUGUUUCAGAAUAAUUUAUUUCUACUACCUUAACACAUUUUAUUGAACAGUGUUGACUGGUCUGUGUGACACGGCAAACCAUCGAUUGACAUAGUCUGCACCUAAUAAAAUAUUUUUCAU